AUGUACUGCUGGGCACGCAAUACCUAUUUUGCGCCGUUUGAAGACGCAAAUUUACCAGAAGUCCAGGACAGAGGCAAAACCAUGGUCUCAUAUUAUCAGUGGGUUCCAUUUUAUUUGGUAAUCGUCGCAUUUAUGUUCUACUCACCGUGUCUACUGUGGAGACUUCUCUACGACAAAUCGGGUAUACGAUUAAAGGACAUCAUGAGCUUUGCUAACGACAAAUCCAACGUUCAACCAGCUGCUCGUCGUGCAAAUAUUAACGGGCUGGCCAUGCAUUUGAUCUUGAAAUUUCUCAAUCUUCGCUUUUACGAGGCCUACCUCACGUAUCUCUAUCUCGGAAUCAAGCUGCUUUUCCUUAUCAAUGUAUUGGUACAA
Ostertagia ostertagi is the source of this 375-nucleotide messenger RNA. The record is from the annotation of a GenBank genome assembly. NCBI's taxonomy places the organism in Eukaryota, Metazoa, Nematoda, Chromadorea, Rhabditida, Trichostrongylidae.